UGUGUGCGCUCUUAUUGUUGUUUAAACUCUUCAUUGUGUGCUGGAUUUUCAGUAUCAGCUGGACCUGAGAAUUAGUCUGAUCAUUCUGUUAAAAGUUUAAGAGUUUGGGAAACGUGUGUGCACAACAAUGAAGAAAGCCUUGGUGGACAUAUUUGAAGGCCCAAGCGACGAGGAGGAGUUUCUUGGUUUCAGAGGUGGUGCUUCAGGGCAGCUCUCUGAGGAGAGCCGAGACAGCCUCCACUCCCAGACCUCAUGGAAGCCGGUUCUUCGCUUUAAAUCGAAAUUCAUUACGGAUGAGCUGGCUCAGGUCUUUGUGGACACGGACAGUGAAGAGGAGUUUGAAGGGUUCAGUAAAGAUGAGAGCACUCUACAUAACAGCUGGAUGAGUCCCAUGGAUUACGAGGCAGAGGAAGACAGUGACGACAUUGGGUUUUAUUCAGACGACGAGGACGACGAUUCGGCCCUGCAAAAAAGGCGGAGCUCAGGAUUGUGUGUCGCAUUCAGGUUUCCUGCCAGAAGAAGCUCCGCCCAGGAAAGUACCGUGCCAAAGGAAUCCAGAGUUUCCCUGAACAGAGAUCAGCCUGUGGGGAGAGGCAGAAAGAGGAGAGGAGGCGGUGCAGAUCCACCUGCGGCUCAGAAAAGCAGAAAAGUCGAGAAAAGACCCAGAGCCCCUAAUAAUGACUCUGAGGAAGAGGAUAAAGAUGAGGACGAAGAGGAGGAAGUCGGACUAACUGGGGCAGGUGUACAGAUACUGAGUCAGAGAGCUAAAAAUAUUCAGGAGAAUAAAGCAAUGCUUGCAAAGCUAUUUGCAGACCUGACCUCAUUACCUGUACUCUCCCAAAAGACCACGCCCGUGAAGAAGAAGAAGCAGCAGAGUCCGAGAAAGCGUGCAUCUGAAGUGCAGAGCGAGAGGCGGAACCCGAGCCGCAAAGCCAGACCCCCCGAGCAUUUCGGGCUCGAGCAGGAACCAGUCGUUGCUGCCGCGAAACCAAGAAAGAGUGUCGAAUUUGACCUGAAGAAACUGAUGGAGAUUGAUGAAGAGCUGCGUGUGAAUAGAGACACACCGAGAAGAAAAUCCCGAAAGCGCAGUUCUGUUCGAAUGCCAGACGACAUCACGGAGGAGGAGCUGGACAACGUGGCUGACCGUGCUAAAGACAAAAUUCUUGAUAAAGAAAAUGGCAGCACGUGUCACCAGUGCAGACAGAAGACUUUGGACACCAAGACCGAGUGCAGGAACCCAUACUGUCAGGGGGUCAAAGGGCAGUUCUGUGGGCCCUGCUUGCGAAACCGCUAUGGAGAGGACGUCCGUACAGCUCUGUUAGAUCCGUUGUGGGAGUGUCCUCUGUGUCGAGGUAUCUGUAACUGUAGCCUGUGUCGUAAACGGGAUGGACGCUGUGCCACCGGUGCUCUUACUCACUUAGCCAAAUAUUAUGGCUAUGACAACGUCAAGGAAUAUCUAGAGAGUCUGCAGAAGGAUCGUGACUGAAAUCCGGCCCGUGUGUUCAGGAACCUACUGUAAGCCGUUAAAGGAACACCGCAGCGUUUUUCAGCCUUAUCUCUAUCCUCCACAUCUGUAGAGUACGUGAGACCACUGACAGGCAUUUUGACUAGUCUCGCUACACUGAGGAGAGAAACCGAAAACCUGUUCUUACUGUUCUUGUAUAGUAUUAUCCCGAAGUAACCACCGAAGCCGAAAUGACAAAAGUAUGCAGAUUUUAAGCAUUUUGUUUACCUUUGACUGAAAAAUUCACAAGUAACACAAAUUAUGCACGUUUUGUGUACGCGGUAACGACAUCCGUGACACCGACUGCCCAUAGACGUCCCGACAGGUUAACAGUGCUUUUACUGAAGAAGAUUGCAUGUUUUUAAUAUACUUGUUCACUUCAUCAAAAACAAAAACAUUCCUUUGUCAAUGCAAAGAAUGUUCCUCUGAAGGAUUUGUUCAGCACUCUUCAUCACUUUGCGCAAAAUCUUUACCAGUUUUAUAUUUAUCUAGGUUUUAAACCUCCUAUAAAUGAAAUCUGUUAAAGAUUUUUUUUAUUUUUAUUUUUUUUAAUGAAAUGAACAGGUUUUCUUCCCCAGACAUAAUAAAAUUAAGCAUUUGAAGCAUUUUAGAUGGGACACAUUUCGAGACAACUGAUUUAGAGACAGAAUUCUGCUUGCAGUCGUCGUCUAAAUAAGAGACACACUUAACAUGAAACUGUUUUUGUUGUAUUGGCUCUUUACUUUCAAAUGCAAAGUGCUGCAAUAAACACGUUCAUUUUUAAUGUGAUCCAUUGCUGAUGAUGGACUGGACCGAUAUUAAAGUUUGCUUUUAGAAAUUGGUCAGUUUUGUAUGUUUGUAACACAAAGAGAACUUCCCGGUUUUAUAAUUGCACUCGGUAAAAGUUCAACAGGAACUGUACUGUAUUGUAUUGUAACUUUUCCCCCCACUUUUACUGUCCCAGUGUUUAUAAAGACAGAUUUGUGUACGUUCUUCAGCUUGGUGUUCUAUAAAAUCUGUACAAUCGUAGUUGUUUUCUAAAUAAAUACCUGAUUUAG
Molecule: messenger RNA, 2541 nt
Organism: Ictalurus punctatus (channel catfish)
Lineage: Eukaryota; Metazoa; Chordata; Actinopteri; Siluriformes; Ictaluridae
Gene: cdca7b
Product: cell division cycle associated 7b
Exons: 10
Coding region: 128-1486 (452 amino acids)
Biological process (GO): regulation of DNA-templated transcription
Cellular component (GO): nucleus
Source: RefSeq, a predicted model, not a curated record